CUCUUCCUCCUCCCCCUCCCCUGCCUGCCAUUCCCCCGUCCUCCUCCUCCCCCGACGCCGACGCCGACGCCAGCCAGCCGCCGAUCCGGCGCGAAAUUGAGAGGCAGAGCCACCGGAGAUCCACGGGGGCCGUGGAGGGAGCCGAACACCGACGUCCGGCGCCAUGAACGCGAGGGGCUACCGAAGCACCAGAACUGCUCUCUUUGAUGGCAUUGAAGAAGGUGGAAUCCGAGCAUCAGCUUAUUCUUCACAUGAGAUAGAUGAACAUGAGAAUGAGCGAGCUAUGGAUGGAUUGCAAGAUCGAGUCAGCAUUCUCAAGAGGAUAUCAGGUGAUAUAAAUGAAGAGGUGGAGGCUCAUAACCGGAUGCUGGACAGAAUGGGUAAUGACAUGGAUUCAUCAAGGGGGUUUCUCUCUGGAACAGUGGACAAAUUCAAGACGGUGUUCGAGACCAAGUCGAGCAGGAGGAUGGGGACACUCGUGGCGUCAUUCGUCGCGCUCUUCAUGCUAGUGUACUACCUGACCAGGUAGAAGGGUCCUUGGGUUGCAUCCUCUUCCUACCUCAGGCUAUGUGUGGAGUGGGGGUGCCCGAGAACAUGCUGAAAAUGGUUGCGCCGGUCGAUCUACAUGUCGUAUGUACUUAAUCUGUCAAAAGUAUGUCGAUCCGAGUGUCGCUAGUUUGCACCGUGUGUGGAUUACAGCCCUUUCCUUCUUUUUUUGCUCUGGUGAUGUGUAAGUAAUUACAGAAUAUGGAGUCAACUCUUUGCCUGUUUGCACUGUCAUGCUACAUGUAUGAUAACUACUACUAGUAGUAUACUUUGGAAUGCUUGCUACUACAA
This is a messenger RNA of Triticum dicoccoides, 837 nucleotides long. RefSeq names its product bet1-like SNARE 1-1. The coding region runs from base 164 to 529 and encodes 121 amino acids. The record is from RefSeq and is a predicted model, not a curated record. The transcript is spliced from 6 exons. NCBI's taxonomy places the organism in Eukaryota, Viridiplantae, Streptophyta, Magnoliopsida, Poales, Poaceae.